Belonocnema kinseyi is the source of this 3608-nucleotide messenger RNA. It is a transcript of the gene MetRS, whose product is annotated as methionine--tRNA ligase, cytoplasmic. The record is from RefSeq and is a predicted model, not a curated record. Gene Ontology annotation, molecular function: ATP binding; methionine-tRNA ligase activity. Lineage: Eukaryota; Metazoa; Arthropoda; Insecta; Hymenoptera; Cynipidae. The transcript is spliced from 16 exons. Gene Ontology annotation, cellular component: aminoacyl-tRNA synthetase multienzyme complex; cytosol. The coding region runs from base 372 to 3275 and encodes 967 amino acids. Gene Ontology annotation, biological process: methionyl-tRNA aminoacylation.
UAAGCCACAAAACAAAAAUACAGAAAAAGAACCUCAAAAAACGAGAUAGAAGAUUUAUCACACAUGUGGAUGUUUAAUUAGACAUGAAAAUAUUAUUUUCAGUAUGAUGUAUGCCUCUAGUGUAUAUUUUAAUGCACCAUUUGAAGCUUUUUGUAUGUCUUGUAGAACAUGUAGAACCGAAUCUAACCUCUAAGUAGGCGUAAGCCCACGCCCAACAAGCGGAAACGAAUUUCGUGUUGAAUGUGGGCAAAGAGUAACAUGAGAGGAGACCUUUCCGAAGACAGAAUUUUCUUGUCGCUCACGUGUUUUGGUUGUGUAGUGAACAUAGUUUCCUAUAUUUUGUGAACAUAUUUAUUAAAUUAUUAACAAAAAUGAUCGUGUCAACGAACGAAGGCAAUCCGAACGCUCUGAAACUCGUUCUCGCUGCUAAAUUAGCGCUGAAACCUGUCACUGUGAAAAUAGUUGCUUUGAACGAGAGUACCUUAGGACGGUUACCCGUUAUAGAGAUAGCACCAGGGCUUGAACUUUUCAGCACUCUUGCAGCUGUAGAUUUUUUAGCUCCAAUUGAAGAAGAAUCCAGUAUUGUCGGUAAAAAAUGGCUGGAAUGGGAAAUUACUCAAUUGCAGCCUGCUCUAGUAUCUUAUGGUGGAUCAGGAACAUUGGAUACAUCUCAUAAGCCUGGGAUAUCGUUUCUUUUAAAUGAACUGAAUGCGGCUUUGAAAGACAAAAAGUACUUAAUUAAGAGUAAUAAUGACUUAUCAGUAGUGGAUGCCUGCCUUUGGGUAACUCUUUGGAUGGCAGUCGCUAUUCCUGAAGUUAAUUUAAUGUUGAAGGAAUUCGCUCACAUAGAAAAUUGGCUGAAAGUAAUCGAUGCAAUUUCAAUAGUGCAGGAAUCACUAAAAGUUUUCAAACCUGAAAGAGGUGUCAAAGGCAUUGCAUGUAUUCAAGCAGCAUCUUGGUUCCCUCUUAAUUUGUAUACUCUUGGAAAACAAAGUAAACCAGCUAGCGAUACAAAAGCUGAAGACGAGAAGGAUAUGGACUUAAUCAGUGCUGAAGAACUUCGUUAUAUCCAAGAUAGUUGGACGACAUCUUUUUAUCGUUCAGUGGAACCUACGAAUCCUGUGUAUGGUGAAAAAUGUUUAGAUAUACCUGUUUUUCUCGAAAGAAAUGUUCUUGUGACUUCAGCUCUUCCCUAUGUGAAUAAUGUUCCUCAUUUAGGGAAUAUCAUAGGUUGUGUUCUUUCAGCAGAUAUUUUUGCCAGAUACUGCCGACAAAGAAAUUACAAUACGCUAUUUAUCUGUGGAACAGACGAGUAUGGAACAGCAACGGAGACUAAGGCUCUUGAAGAAAAAAUGACACCUCAAGAAAUCUGUGAUAAAUUUUACAGCAUUCACAAUGAUAUUUACCGCUGGUUUAAUAUCGGCUUUGAUUAUUUUGGACGAACUACUACUGCUGAACAGACAGAGAUUGUUCAGGACAUGUUUUUAAGAAUAAAAUCACAGGGGUACAUUCUGAAUGACUCUGUGGAUCAAUUAUUGUGCGAAACCUGCAAUCGAUUUUUAGCAGAUAGGUUCGUCGAAGGAACUUGUCCAGGAUGCAAAUACGAAGAUGCUCGAGGUGACCAGUGCGAUGGAUGUGGACAUCUUGUUAAUGCCACUGAAUUAAUCAAUCCGAGGUGUAAAGUUUGCAAUAACAAGCCGGUCGUCAAGGCUUCCACACAGUUUUUCCUCGAUUUACCCAAAUUGCAAGAUAAAUUAAAAGAGUGGAUCGAAAGUGUCGAUAGUAACUGGUCUUCAGUAGCGAGAGCAGUAACUAAACCGUGGCUUCGAGAUGGACUGAAACCGAGGUGCAUAACAAGAGAUUUGAAAUGGGGAAUUCCAGUUCCUUUGGAUGGAUACAGGGACAAAGUGUUUUACGUGUGGUUUGACGCUCCAUUGGGCUACAUAAGUAUUACUAAGAGAUUCACAAAACAUUAUGAACAGUGGUGGAAGCCCACGAAGGAUUCCAAUAUCCAUCUCUAUCAGUUCAUGGCGAAGGAUAAUGUUCCAUUCCACGCAAUUAUGUUUCCUGCUACGUUAUUGGCAGCUGACGAUGGAUACACGUUAGUGAAUCACAUCGCAGCAACUGAGUACCUGAACUAUGAAGACACAAAGUUUUCGAAAUCGAGAGGAAUAGGAGUCUUUGGAACAGAUGCGAUAGAAACCGGAAUUCCUGCAGACGUAUGGAGAUUCUACUUGGCCUACAUUAGGCCAGAAAGUCAAGACUCCAAUUUCUGUUGGUCUGAUCUAGCUACGAAGAACAACAGUGAACUAUUAAACAAUCUUGGUAAUUUUGUUAACAGGGCUCUUAUGUUCGUUGAGAAGAACUAUAAUUCUAAAGUACCAGCGAUGGAACCUCAGGAAGACGAUUUUACGGUUUUGGCUUUAACGCAACGUGAACUGACUAACUAUAUUCUGUGUUUCUCGAAAACAAAGAUAAGGGACGCUUUGAAACAUGUGCUUGCGAUCUCAAAACAUGGAAAUCAGUACAUGCAGUUCCAGCAACCGUGGGUGAAAAUUAAAGGCACUGAUCAAGACAAGAAAAAGGCAGGAACAGUCAUUGGAAUUUGCUGCAACCUGGCGUGUUUGCUAUCAGCACUUCUGGCUCCAUACAUGCCCAGUACAGCCCGAGAAAUAAGAGAUCAAUUAGGCAUGGAUAGAAAAGAAUACGGCUACAUUCCCGACAUUGUCACAACUAUGUUACCUGCUGGUCAUAAACUGAACAAACCAACUCCACUGUUUACCAAAAUAGAGAAUCAACAAGUAGAAGACCUUCGGAAGAAAUACGCCGGAAAACAAGAAUCGUCUCAAAAAUCUCCUGAGGAUAUCAAGACAUUAGAAGAUAAGAUCGCCAAGCAGGCCCAACUAGUCAGAGAUCUGAAAGCCAGGCAAGAUAAAAGUGUUUGGCAACCAGCAGUAGAUGUUCUCCUGAGAUUGAAAAAACAGUUGUCUAGUCUACAAACCACUGAAAGUCAACCUUCAAAACUUCCAGUAAACAAAAAAGCAGCUGCACCGUCAAUUGUUCCGGAACAAAAUGGAAGUAUUUCUAAUUCUGAAGAUAUUAAAAUAUUAGAAGCAGCCAUUGCGAAGCAAGGUCUCCUUGUCCGUGAACUAAAGUCCAAGGAGCAAAAAUCCGUGUGGCAACCACAAGUGGACUUGCUCUUAAAGCUAAAGAAGCAAUUGGCUGAUCUCACGGGGACAAGUACCAGUGACAAAAAGUCCAAAAAAAGAAAAUAAAUGGAAUAAACUAGCAAAAAUCGUCGUUUCCGCAGAAAAUACACUACCAUGCAAAAGUUCGCGGAAACCUCUUCUUUGAUCACUAAUAAAGUUUUCUUCAUUUUAAUUAUGCCAGAGCAAAAGUUUGUUCUCUUUUAAUUGUUGAACACUCUCAAAAUUCGGUAUAAAAUUAGCCUAAAAUGAAGCCAACUUGUAUAUUUUUCAAGUAGAUCGUAUCUUAAAUUUAUUUUUAUACAAUAUCGCAGCCGCUUAUAAGCAUAUAUCUAAACAAAAAAUCCCUUUUCAGUCCAAGAAUUUGAAGUUGGAAAAAUUUGAAAACAACUUAUCUGUAGG